AGACAUAAACAACUUCAACUUACACAUAAUCUCUCACUUUUAAAUCAAUCUCUCUCUACAAAAUCAAUUUUAAUGUUGGUGGGAAAGAUAAGUGGAUAUGAAGAUAACACUCGCUCUUUGGAGCGAGAAACAUCUGAAAUCACUUCUCUUCUCAGCCAAUUUCCGGGGAAUACUAAUGUUCUUGUUGUUGACACCAAUUUCACCACUCUACUCAAUAUGAAACAAAUCAUGAAACAAUACGCCUAUCAAGUGACUAUUGAGACAGAUGCAGAAAAAGCUCUUGCGUUUUUGACAAGCUGCAAACAUGAAAUUAAUCUUGUGAUUUGGGAUUUUCAUAUGCCUGGAAUUGAUGGACUUCAAGCUCUCAAGAGCAUUGGUUCAAAGAUGGAUUUACCUGUAGUGAUUAUGUCUGAUGAUAAUCAAACGGAAUCGGUGAUGAAAGCAACAGUAUAUGGUGCUUGUGACUAUGUUGUGAAACCGGUUAAAGAAGAGGUAAUAGCCAAUAUAUGGCAACACAUUGUACGGAAGAUGCUGAUGUCUAAACCCGAUGUGGUUCCACCGGUUCAAUCAGAUCUGGGUCAGUCUGUUGGUUUAGGCCAAGACAAAGCUGAUUUCAAGAUCGUAGACGAAGAACCAAACAUCAAUGAGAAACAGCUGAUCACAAGGACCGAAGAUAUUCAACCGGUUCAAGUCGACGAGGUAGGCCAACUCAAUGACUAUUCCAAAAUCAUGAACCAAGAUAACAUGUUCAACAAAGCAGCAACGAAACCGCGAAUGCCAUGGACCGAAGUAAUUCAACCGGUUCAAUCAGAUCUGGUUCAAGCUAAUGAAUUCGGCCAACUCAAUGACUAUUCCCAAAUCAUGAACCAAGAUAACAUGUUCAACAAAGCAGCAAAGAAACCAAGACUGACAUGGACCGAUGUAUUUCAACCGGUUCAAUCAUAUCUGGUUCAGGCUGACGGUUUAGACCGAGACUACCUUGAUUCCAUAACCAUAAACGGAGGUGACGGCAGACAAAACAUGGAAAAGAAAGAAGCAAAAAAGCCUCGCAAGCCGCGGAUGACAUGGACCGAAGAUCUUCACCAAAAAUUUCUGGAAGCCAUCGAAAUCGUUGGUGGCAUCGAAAAAGCUAAUCCAAAGGUACUUCUCGAGUGCUUGCUAGAAAUGAAGGUAGAAGGAAUUACUAGAAGCAAUGUGGCCAGUCAUCUUCAGAAACACCGUAUCAAUCUUGAAGAAAACCAAAUUCCUGAAGAAACAGAAGAGAAUGGUUGGUCCACUGCGUAUAAUAGACCAGCUCCUUCUCUCCAAGGUUCAGAGAAUGUCAACACAACAAUACCAUCGUACCUAAUGAAUGGACAAGCAGUGAACCAGAUCCAGCCGAAUCAAUAUCAAAAUGGUUACUUGACAAUGAACAACAACCAGUUCAUAACCAAUCCUCUGCCUCCUUUGCCCUAUAUUGACCAUCAGAUUCUCCACCAGCAUCAACAACAGCAAUAUCAGUCUCCUCCUCAACUUAAUUACCUGAUGAGCAAUGAAGAACUUCAUCAAGCCUCUGGCCUCUCUGCAACGGAUCUUGAACUCACUUAUCCAAGUUUACCAUAUGAUCCACAAGAGUACCAAAUCAAGGGCUACAAUUAUAAUUAGUCAUAGAGUACUCUCUUACUUAAGGCAGUCUAUGUAGGAGAUUCUUUGGUUCUAGGGACAUUCGAGGCUGUGAGACAUAAUAUGCGACUUCUUUUGUGAGUCACAAUAUUUUGUCAUUAAUCUUUCAUGUUAACUCAUUAUAUAUCCCCAUUUCUCCUUUUCUAAUAAAUAUUUUUUUAUGGA
Messenger RNA from Arabidopsis arenosa, 1827 nucleotides. The record is from the annotation of a GenBank genome assembly. NCBI's taxonomy places the organism in Eukaryota, Viridiplantae, Streptophyta, Magnoliopsida, Brassicales, Brassicaceae.